Messenger RNA from Linepithema humile (Argentine ant), 3332 nucleotides. The record is from RefSeq and is a predicted model, not a curated record. Lineage: Eukaryota; Metazoa; Arthropoda; Insecta; Hymenoptera; Formicidae.
CAAAGGACAAAAACAAAAAUAAGAUUGAUUAUUUUCAACCAAGUCACACUAAUGUUAGCCGACGUGUAGAUGGAUGAAGUGUCUAAUAACAGUGAUACAUGAGGAAGAAUGAAGACGUAAAUUAUAUAUAAAUAUGCACCGCACAGAUAAGGGCAAACUGAGUUAAUAACAAGCCAAGAUAGUGAAAUAUACAGAGAUAAGUGCAGUUUCAUAGUUCAUUGAUAAGUGUAGUCUGAGAACUAAGCCUAUGCCGUAAACACAGAUUGUAUUAUUAUGGAGAAACACAAUACGCUGUUGCAGAUACAAUUAGAGAGACCUCUCUUUGAACACGAGGCGUUGAAUGAAAAUUACAAUUAUGAGAAGCCAAAAUCAUCUUUGAUGCAAAAUACAAUCAACAAUGUUAAAUCAAAAAAUUGGCGAUCUUGUUUAGUAUCAACAGUGCCAGCUGUAAAGUGGCUUAGUAGGUAUAAUUGGAAAGAAAACAUCUUGCCUGAUAUUAUUUCCGGUUUAACUGUGGCGAUUAUGCAUAUACCACAAGGUAUGGCCUACGCGCUAUUAGGAAACCUGCCACCAGUGGUCGGCAUAUACAUGGCCUUCUUCCCUGUCUUUGUAUAUUUUUUCUUCGGUACAUCUAGGCACGUGUCCAUAGGCACUUUUGCUGUGGUUUGCUUAAUGACCGGCAAAGUAGUAACGUCGUACUCGAAUCCAGGAUACGCGACGUCUGCGAAUAUCACGGAUGUUGUUUCGCAGAAUCUUGAGAAUGUCGCGUACACGUAUACACCUAUGCAGGUAGCAACGGCUGUGACAUUAAUGGUCGGAAUAUUUCAGAUAAUAAUGUAUACGUUCCGAUUAGGCAUUGUGACCACAUUGCUGAGCGAAAGUUUAGUGAAUAGCUUCACGACAGCAGCUGCCGUUUACGUUUUAAUAUCUCAAAUAAAGGAUCUUCUUGGUCUUAAAUUGCCAAAGCAAAAAGGAUAUUUUAAAUUAAUUUUUACUGUUAUAGAUGUAUUUAAGGAAAUAAAGAAUACCAAUAUAGCUGCUGUAGUAAUAUCCACCGUAUCAAUUAUCAUUCUUGUUAUUAAUAAUGAAUUUUUGAAGCAAAGGGUCAGCAAAAAAUGCAGUUUACCAAUCCCUAUUGAACUCAUUGCAGUCGUUGGUGGGACAUUAAUCUCUCGAUAUUGCGAUUUACCAAAGAUUUAUAAUAUCGAAACUGUUGGACACAUUCCUAUAGGGCUUCCGAAGCCAGAAGUGCCGAGUUUUGAAUUAUUGCCGUUGGUAGCGGUCGACAGCAUCGCGAUAACAAUGGUUUCGUAUACCAUCACUAUAUCAAUGGCGUUGAUAUUCGCGCAGAAGCUUAGCUAUGAAAUUGAUUCAAAUCAGGAGCUCCUUGCAAUGGGUUUUAGUAACGUAAUGGGCUCUUUCUUCUCGUGCAUGCCGAUAUCGGCCUCGCUGAGCAGAUCUCUGAUACAGCAAACUGUCGGCGGACGCACGCAGAUAGCGAGCAUCGUGUCCUGCUUAAUGUUACUAAUUAUACUCCUCUGGAUCGGGCCGUUUUUCGAACUUCUGCCGAGAUGCGUGCUGGCCUCCAUAAUAGUUGUAGCGUUGAAGGGAAUGUUUCAACAAGCCAAUCAGCUCGUUAAGUUCUGGAAACUGAGCAAGGCCGACACCGUAAUUUGGAUCGUGACGUUCUCCAUUGUAACACUGAUAAAUAUCGACAUCGGAUUGCUCGCGGGACUGCUCGUAUCGCUGGCGAUCCUUCUACUGCAAGCUAUUCGGCCUUACACGUGUCUGCUGGGUCACAUACCGAAUACGGAUUUGUACUUGGACUUGGACAGAUACAAAGCGGCGGUGGAAAUACACGGGGUGAAAAUAUUUCACUAUUGCGGGACUUUAAAUUUUGGCAAUAGCUGCUACUUCAAGUCCAUCGUGUACAGACUCGUCGGCGUGUGUCCGCAAGAAAUUGUCAAGCGUAGAAAAUUGAGGACCGAGGAAGGUCACUUUCUGGAUGACAAAGAUGCCGAAGAUGAGCACGAAUUGCGAUGCGUCAUUAUGGACAUGAGUGCGCUGAGUUACAUCGAUCCGAGCGGCGUGCACGCGCUGCACGCGAUCUCGGAGGAAUUCACGCGGGUGAAUGUAGAAUUUUACUUCGUCAAUUGUUCCAGCCCCGUUUUCGAAAUGAUCAAGAAAUGCGACUUGUACGUGCACGGCGCGAUGUCGCUGAAAAUCUUCGCGACUAUACAAGACGCCGUUAUUUACUUUCAAAACAUGGUUGCCUCGAGAUAGUGGAAAAUAGUUUUCUGUUAUGCGUGUGCUUCACACACAGCAAUCGUUACAAUAUGCGUACCAAAGCGAUGUAAAUUGGAUUAAGUUCGAUGUGCACGACUCCGUGUACGGACUUUAAUGUAAAGAGCCAUAUUUUUGAUAACCAUUUUAAGCCUCCGGUACUCUCACUGCGAUCAUAUCAAAUUACAUGCGACUUUUCAUUAUAAAUAUGUGUCGAAAUAAGAUGGCAUUUUACAUGCAUAAUUAAUGAUAUAGAUUUGCACUUCUAGAUUUUUAAUAACUAAUGAAAAUUUCCAAUCUCUUAUUGAUCUGCAAGUUGAAAACAUCUUCGUCAAGUAACACAAGAAAAAAUAAUUAUUUUAUUUCUAUUUUUAUUCAGAAUAAUUAACUGCAGCGAGAGACCGAGGGUCUUAAUGCGCAAUGGAAGAACACGCAAUUGCAUUUUUCGCCAUUGUAACUAUCCAUUGCAUCUUUACGAGAUACUUAUAUUUUUCGAAGUGAUAAGAGGAUAGAAAAUAUGAUAUUUUUUUACUCCUGCCAAUUUCUUACAAUGCCAAACAUAAGCAGUGAGUCAUGCACACUGAUCGGUUGCAUUGGAAACCAAGUGAUAUAAAUGUACUUCACAAUCAACACUGUAUCCAAUGUUGUACUUAUAGCAAACACUUACCUUAUAACAUCUCUAUAGAUAUUUAACCGUUGAUAUAUUUUUUGAGCUAUCACCUUUUACGUCAUGGCAGAUUCAAUUGUUAUAAUUCUCACGAAUUGUGAUUACUGUUGUAGCAGAGAAAUAUUGAGCAAUGCAGCGUGUAAGCGAGCAAUCGGCCUGUUUAUUUACAGUGAUCACCCUAUGUACAAUGUGACAGCUUAUGAUUACCGAAGCCAGGGUAAUCCGCUGUUACAAGUUAGAUUAGAUUUACUGUGCCUCUGAUAGUUACGGAAUCGGCAAAUUAACAUGCUAUGUCUCCUAUUCGUAAGAUUUUUUUUUUUUCUCUCUAAUUCUGCGGCAGUGUCGCCCGUUGAUUUACCGAUGUACAAGGUUGCAGAAUAAA